GCUCACCUCAGCAGCUGCCAGCAGGGCUCGUACGGGCGCUUAUUUUGGUGCUUCUAUUGCUGGAAAGUAGGAAUUGUGAAUUUCGCAACUCAGCCUCAUUCAUUGAAAGUUCGCACUGGCAGGCAUGGCGUGAUUGGCGCCCGUCACCUCGAGUUUCAGCUCCAAGCUGCGUGUUGUAUCUAAAGCAUUUGAAAGAUGGAAAGCGAGGAGGACGACAUGCCGGAAGCAAUUCCCUUGCAGCUGGGAUUUCUUGAGGGAAUUCAACCUGAUUCCGCAUUGGAACCGGCAGGAUCGCUUGCGAGUCCGUCAACAUCAUCUGUUCAGCAAGACAAGCCGCCGACAGAUUUUUCGAAUGAGCCGACGACUGCAGGCGCGGCCGGAACAGGGAUUGACAAGACGAAAGCCGUACCUGUUACCAUCAUAACUGGUCACCUGGGGUCCGGCAAGACCACGCUUGUGAACCACAUUCUGACCACGAACCACGGUCUCCGGAUCGCGGUCAUCCUGAACGAGUUUGGCGAAGGUCUGGGGAUCGAGAAGCCGGUUAUUACUAACCCGGAGAACCUGGUUAGCCAGGAGGAGCUGGUGGAGGACUGGAUUGAGCUGGGGAACGGCUGCAUCUGCUGCAACGUGAAGGGGGACCUACUGCAAGCGAUCGAGGGGCUGCUGGAGAAGAAGAGGGGCCGACUUGACCACAUUUUGCUUGAGACGACGGGCCUCGCCGACCCCGGCCCCGUCGCUGCCGCGCUCUGGGUCGACGAGGAACUCGAGUCGCCGAUCCGUCUCGACUCGGUGGUGACCGUUGUUGACGCCAUAAAUCUGGGCAGGCAGCUGCGUGGGCUGGGCCAGCGCGGCGGUGUCAAUGAGGCCGUGCUGCAGAUUGCGCACGCGGACGUCGUGAUCUUGAACAAGGUAGAUCUAGUGGAAGGUGGGACCGAGGGUGAGUCAACACGCAAGGAGGGGGCUGUUUCUUUCGGUCAGGCUGCGGAGGCUUCUGGGAAGCGCAACGUAGAAGGAAACCCUGUGGACGAGAGGAAGAGAGGUUCGGAGGCGCGCACUGAAGGCGAGAUUGGGCAGGGUAGUGACCUCGGCGAGAAUGGAAGGGGUUCUGCGGAGGGGGAAGAGGCAGAUGUCGUGGGCGAGAAUGGGGACGCAUUGUUGGGGCGGAGGUCAGCAGAUGUUCCGGAGGGGUCCGGGGAGGAAGGAGAAAUGGACGGGAGUUUCAACGAGGCGAGUGUAUCACCGAACGGGGGCCUUGAGAGAGAACGAGAGCAUCCCGCUGUCGAACCGGGUGGCCCGGGGUUGCCAGAUGAAACGGUUGGCCUGAGUGAUUCAGGAGGUGCUGCCGCAAGAGGAAGACUUCCAGACGAUCUGACGGGUCAUCGGGAAGGGUUAGGAGGGGUUAAGACUGGUUUAGCUUCGGAAAGGACCCGAUUAGAUACCGCCGGAAUAGCAUCGUCGCUGAGUUGGGAGGGGAAGGAGCGGGCCUUGACACUACUAGAAAGUCAGGUCCUGCAGAUCAACUCUGUGGCGCGGGUCAUGCGGGCCGUUCGGUGUCAAGUUGACGUCGCCAAAGUAUUUCGAACAAGCUCUUUUGAUCCGAAGCGACUAGAAGCGGGGAUUCCUGACGACAACGGGGACGGAAACGGGAACGGAAGCGGGUCCCCCGGGCACUCCCAUAGGCACGACAGUGCGGUCGGGACGGUCACUCUGAGGAGCCCCGACCGCUUCGACCUCGCCCGGUUGGAGCGCUGGCUGGGCGAGCUGCUGUGGGAGCGGUCUGGCACUUUGGACGUGUACCGAAUGAAGGGCGUUCUGAACAUUGUGGGACGGGAAGAGAAGCAACUUUUGCAGGCUGUCCACGAUCUGUACGAGAUUCGACCAGGGCAACGAUGGGGGAACGAAGAGGAACGCAUCACCAGAAUCGUACUGAUAGGGAAAGGACUCGACCUGGAGGCUCUCCAAGCUUCUCUGCAGAAGUGUCGUUGCUAAGGACUUUCAACGACUUGAUGGGGAGCAGAGUUGAUGUCGCAACACUCAGCCUUUCGCAUGGUUGUGUUUGAGUUUCCAUCAGCAGCUGAUUCAAGUGAAGCUAUUAUGUUUUGGAGUUGUCUGCAGAUGGCCUUCAGUGAGCCCCCACUGCUUCAUCCUUGGUAGCCGCUCAGCGAUGGUUAGGAUGCAACUCAGAGUCGAUUACUGAGGUGAAUGAGUGGCCACCAUGCAAUAAUUGUGCAGUCGACCGUCUCCGCUCAAAAUGUUCCACCCACUAAGUCAGGUCAGAGGCUAUCUCGAGGAUCACACAAUAGAACAUGCUGGCAUGGGAAACUGAAGAGACAAUUGUGCGGGCACAAAUAUUCGUUCAAUCAAGGGUGCGCACAGGGCCGCCUGCUUGAGAAGUAAGGUCGAUUGCCUUCGCCCGGCACAUGCACUGCGCAUGUGUCAC
This is a messenger RNA of Klebsormidium nitens, 2443 nucleotides long. The record is from the annotation of a GenBank genome assembly. NCBI's taxonomy places the organism in Eukaryota, Viridiplantae, Streptophyta, Klebsormidiophyceae, Klebsormidiales, Klebsormidiaceae.